AUGUACCUGACAACCUCAUACAUCAAACUUGAACUAGUUGAUGCAGCUCUUUGCAAUGCUCUCAAUAUUUCCGAAGAUCAGCACUUGUACAUGUAUACAAGCUCUCUGAAAGUGAACUAUAGUAAUCAUACAGCGUUCGCCAGCUAUCCGGGAUAUAAUGAAUUUCGAAGUGAGGACGAGAAAAAACAAAUGGUGGCGGAGGUGGUCAGUACGGAGCCAGAGCCCGCACAGAAGACUUCGGAAACACAAACUGAUCCUAUAGAGAGGCCAAUGGCUCGCAGGACAUUGCCGAGGACGAUUUCCAUUUACGACUUUCCAUCGAUGAAAAACUCCACGAUAAUUUCGCGCAAGGAAUUAUCAGAUGACUAUGAUCCGGAGCCUGGAACUUCUGCAGUUCUACAAAAGGUCGUUGAGAAGUCAUGCUCACUUGAGGCGUGUGAUUAUAUUCAGGACAAAAAAGCCUCACCGAUACCGGUGGCACUUGUGCACCCUUUACCCUCUUCGCCAACAGGAGUCUGGGUGAGAAAGAAACCUACGAGGAAGCUGGGUUGCGUGAUGUUCCACAACGAGUUCCCAUUUCCGACGAAAGAACUGGAAGUUCCACAAAAAAGUCCAGCUUUCGAUCGAAAAAAGGUUAUUGAGCAACUAAUCUUGGAUUUGGUGAAGGACCCAAUGGAUGACGAUAAUUCUCCAGAGGAGCUGAUAAAGCCACCACGACGAGCUCAUUCGGAAAGUCGAAUGAGCAUCGAGAGACGGAAAUUGGAGACUGACGACGACAGCCUUCUACACCGUCUCAAGCUCAACUAUUUCAACUCACCCGACUACACUAUCGCCGAGUUACGGGAAAUUAACUCCGACUGA
Molecule: messenger RNA, 861 nt
Organism: Ostertagia ostertagi
Lineage: Eukaryota; Metazoa; Nematoda; Chromadorea; Rhabditida; Trichostrongylidae
Source: the annotation of a GenBank genome assembly